AUCAGAAGAGAAGACCAGAUGGCUUUCGCUGCGUUCCUCGUCGUCUCUUACGCCUUAUGCUUUAACUCUGUCCUGAUCGCUUUCGCAGACAACGAUCUUGUCGCUGACUGGCGCCAUCUGUUUUCUGGUCUCCCGGAGUUCAGCAGCAGCGUAAAUGAUGACUGGACAAAAGAUGUCAGUCAUCUUCUCGAGACCAAUUACAAGAUCCUAGAGGACGCCAAUCACGAUGCAAUUACAACACAAGACGCUACAUUAGCAACUGGUGACUCGAAAUUAGACAGUUCGGAGGAAAGAAAGAGAACUAAAGACAACAAAGAAUUUAAUAAAAAACAUAAUGUGUUGCACUACAUUUUUCCUGUAUUGGAAACGAACCCCAAAGUGAUAGGACCAACUGAUUUAAGCUCACAAAAGCCAGAUCACACUCCUACGCUGUUACUGAAGAAUAGCUCAUACCACAAUGGAGAGGAAAAAGUUAAAUCCGAAUACGGUAUUCUCACAAUACUGCUUCCGUUUAGGAUAGAAAAAUAUGCUGAAAAGAAUGGAAAACUCAAUCACGACAAGGGUGGUACUUCUGCAGCUCUCGACGAUGACCAAGGUAUGGAGGACAGAGGUCUAGAGCUAAAGAAAGAAAAGUUCAGGUCAUUCAGGAGAAAGAGAGAUGUUUCGAACGAUGAAAGUGAAACAAUGGAGUCACGGCUAUUAUCUGCGGAUAAUGAGGAUGAAGAUGAAAAGUCCGUCUCUGACGAAUCUGAAAAGUGGAGUAGUCCAGAGAAGAAAGAAAAGAGGGACACUGGAAGCCUCUCAGUCGAAAUCACUACACCUAAUCCUAAAGCUAACGUUUCUAAUAACCUCAAUUACACCAGUGGGAGGUCAGAAAACAACACCGAUGACUCGAAUAAGAUAGCGAUUUCUCGAAACCUGGACAUGCAAGUGACGACUUCAUUACCGCCGUGCACGACCACCAAAAAUGGAAGCACAGAGUGCGGAAACAAACACGAGGAACCGAGAGAGGCAACAGAGUUGAGCGUGAAGUACUUAGGGGAAACUACUGACGGAACAGAUGGACCGAUGAGAGUCGAGGACGACUUUGCCUACGUUACAGAUACCCCAGAAAUUCAUUUGAGCGGAGACAGAGACACUGUAUCUGGUGAGAUUGUAUCAGACUCAGGAAAAAUUAUUACUCUACACUGGACUCUCAGAUUUGAGCCAGAAGACAGCUCUUCUGAGAGUGGGGAGCACCCUCACCCUCCAGCUGAUGACGGACGUGACGUGUUCGAACAAAAUGUAUACGUGGAUCACGAUGUUAGUCCUGGAUACGGACAUACGUCAGAUUUUCCCGAGCACACGAGAAUUGAAGGAGACUAUUCAGAAUAUUUAGACCAGCUGCCCCUGCCAUCUGUGGCGGCCCAAGUGUUUCCAUACAUGCAAAGUGCAGGGCCACCCUCAGUUGGGGAAUACCCAUCUACAGACCAAGUUAUAGUUCCUGUUGUGGAAUCGCAUUACCCGCCGCCGAUUUCAGAGGCGCUUGAGCACGAGUUGGAGUCACAGUCUGGAGUAGUUCUCCCAGACGAUGAACUGACGGAUGGCCUAGUUGACAUGGAGUCAGAACAUAGAAUGCCCUUUGUUGAUGCAUCAGAAGAAGAACCACUUCAUCCCGAUACUACGUAUAUUCCGUCAUCGCUGGAAGAGUCAGUUGAGAUGGAGCCCGGCCUUCCAGCGUCGUUUGCGGUCACAUCAGUAGAAGAACCACUUGAUUCUGAUACCAUGUAUAUCCCGUCAUCACUGGAAGAGCCAAUUGAGAUGGAGCCCGGACUUCCAGCGUCGUUUCCGGACGCAUCAGUAGAAGAACCACUUGAUCCUGAUACCGCUUAUAUUCCGUCAUUGCUGGAAGAGCCAGUUGAGAUGGAGCCUGGAAUUCCAGUGUCGUUUGCGGGCGCAUCAGUAGAAGAACCACUUGAUCCUGAUACCGUUUAUAUUCCGUCAUUGCUGGAAGAGCCAGUUGAGAUGGAGCCUGGAAUUCCAGUGUCGUUUGCGGACGCAUCAGUAGAAGAACCACUUGAUCCUGAUACCGCGUAUAUUCCGUCAUUGCUGGAAGAGCCAGUUGAGAUGGAGCCUGGAAUUCCAGUGUCGUUUGUGGACGCAUCAGUAGAAGAACCACUUGAUCCUGAUACGUUGUACAUCCCGUCAUCACUAGACGGGCCAGUUGACAUGGUGCCCGGACUUUCAGUGUCAUUUACGGACGCGUCAGAAGAAGUACUGUUUGAUCCUGAUGCGUUUUAUAUUCCGCCAUCGCUGGGUGAGCCAGUUGACAUAGGGCCCGUACUUCCGCUGUCAUUUACAGGCGCGUUUGUAGAAGAACCAUUUGCUCCUGAUACAUUGAAUAUUCCGUCAUCGCUGGGUGAGCCAGUUGACAUAGGGCCCGUACUUCCAGCGUCAGGAGAAAAACUAUUUGUUCCUGAUACAUUGUCACAUAUUCCAUCAUCGCUGGAUGAACCAGUUGACAUUGAGUCCGGAUUACCAGUGACGCUUGUGGACCUGCUCGCUGGCUUACCAUUCAGAAAUCCGUCAUCGCUGGAAAAACAAUCAAUGAUUAUCUAUGACGACAAUGGGCAGGGCGCGGAACUACAGCAAAUCAUCGAUGAGUCAACAGGCGGACAGUUUUAUCCUGCUGCAAUGUCGCUUGAAUAUUUACCUGCCUAUGAUGAAACUGGUCUAAAAAGCUACGUCGAAAAAGACCAUCGUGAUCUUAUCGACAGCGCGGCAGGAGUUCCUUGUCGAUGUAACGAAGUCGUCGCUCGCAAUUUCAACGAUCGACCCUGAGACUGAGAAAGACAACCCUCACUGUCGUGAUAACAGUCAUGGAUGGGUGGGCUGGAAAUGGAGAUACCUAGGAAAACUUAUACAGGACAUUCUACAUAGGAGUUUCCGAGCAGGGUCCGUCUUACUCUUAUACACGUGAGGCAUCCUAAUUCUUCGUCGAAAUCUAAAAUACGACCUCUAAGAAUUUUCUGUUUUUAAAAGUUCUCAGAUCGUCGAAGUUUAUUGAUAAACACGAAUUUAGUAAAUUUUUAUUGCUCCAACUAUAAAAGUUACAGCAUUUAUUUUUAACUUUCCCUCCCGUACCUUCCUCAAAGCAUUACAAGGAAAAAUAUCAACGAAACUGUCGAAUGUCACCCGCAUCAGUACAAGGAGUAUCCUCAGCGUUCAGGGGCUUCUUACA
Schistocerca americana (American grasshopper) is the source of this 3220-nucleotide messenger RNA. RefSeq lists its product as uncharacterized. The transcript is spliced from 2 exons. Bases 19 to 2820 code for a protein of 933 amino acids. NCBI's taxonomy places the organism in Eukaryota, Metazoa, Arthropoda, Insecta, Orthoptera, Acrididae. The record is from RefSeq and is a predicted model, not a curated record.